AUGUCUCACAUCUUUUACCGUAACGAGGCAUCUCAUCAGAAUGGCAGUACCACGACAGACGGUACUAGCACCACCUACGGAAUAGACACCCCAAGCCCCACCGAUGACAGUAUGUUGCCCGGCCCUGUGGAGACAUCGUCGGCACCAGAGCCCACGGUCUUACUGUACGAAAUUCAACAGGCUGCCGAAGACAUAUCGCAGCUCGUCGGGCGAUUCGGAUACAAGAUGGCACAAACGCUGAAGAUUCCUUCCAUCAAAAAGGAGUUUUUCGCGAACCGGGCAUUGCUCUGGCUACCGUGCCUACAGUACGCCGACAACUUUUCCUGUGUAGUCACAAAACUCCACGCCAAGUCGACCAACUACACGACCUCGGCACCGCUGCUAUGGUGGCUCUGGGACGAAUUACUCGACCACCUGCUACCGGCAGUCUCUUCGCGGGGCUGCAGGCUCGAAUUCAGGGUCGCCCGCGAGACCACAAUCGUCCUGCCCUACACGGUCACCAUCAACCUCUCAUCCAAAAACGGCAGUGAUAACAUCGAGUUCACCGCAUCAUACGGCGGGCCAUUCCACGAGCGGCGCAUUUUCGAUGCUCCUAUCACCCAAUUUCGCUUUCCCGAGUCGACAAGGUACGGCAAGUCGACCACGGCUACCCUGGACAUCGACCAACACCCGUACGAAGCAGACCUUGCUCACAUUUUGAACUACCUCGUGCCCCGUCAAGGUAGCAUAUGGCGGUGCGCCAUGAAGGCCUUCCCUUCAGAGCAAGAGGAGAAACUGGUCAUCGCUCUCGCCGGAACUUGCAAGGCCAAAGACGACCGCUUCUUCAUGUCGAAGGACCAAGAAAACCAGUGCCAGAACCUGCUCCAGCGCUUCCCGGCCGAUGCCAAGGAGUACAUAGCCGACGAAAGGCUUGUAGGAAAGGAGCAGGGACCGUACAGCAAGACUGCAUUUCAGCCCCCAGGUCCGAAGGAUUAA
Messenger RNA from Colletotrichum karsti, 975 nucleotides. RefSeq lists its product as uncharacterized. The transcript has a single exon. The record is from RefSeq and is a predicted model, not a curated record. Bases 1 to 975 code for a protein of 324 amino acids. Lineage: Eukaryota; Fungi; Ascomycota; Sordariomycetes; Glomerellales; Glomerellaceae.